GUGUAUAUCUAAUUCAGCAAAGAAUCUCUCUUUUCUUCUUCAAUCGAUAAUAAAUGGCGUCAACGAAGAAGAUCACUUUGAAAAGUUCCGAUGGCGAGGCGUUUGAGGUUGACGAGGCAGUGGCUCUCGAAUCGCAGACGAUCAAGCACAUGAUCGAAGACGAUUGCGCUGACAGUGGAAUUCCUCUUCCAAACGUCACCAGCAAGAUCCUUGCGAAGGUGAUUGAGUAUUGCAAGAAGCACGUCGAUGCUGCUGCUUCCGAGGAGAAGCCAUCCGACGAGGAUCUCAAGAUGUGGGAUGCUGAAUUCGUUAAGGUCGAUCAGGCCACGCUCUUCGAUCUCAUUCUGGCUGCAAACUACUUGAACAUCAAGAGCCUCUUGGACCUUACUUGCCAGACAGUGGCAGACAUGAUCAAGGGCAAGACUCCGGAGGAGAUUCGCAAGACAUUCAAUAUCAAGAAUGACUUCACGCCGGAGGAGGAGGAGCAGGUCCGCCGCGAAAACCAGUGGGCUUUUGAAUGAUGAUGAUCUGCUGCUUCUCCUGCUGCAUGCAUAGCUUCUGAGAUGGGUGCCCUGUGGUUCCAUUUAUGCUAUAGUUGCUAGUUUUA
This is a messenger RNA of Arachis duranensis, 607 nucleotides long. Its product is annotated as SKP1-like protein 1B. Gene Ontology annotation, biological process: SCF-dependent proteasomal ubiquitin-dependent protein catabolic process. Gene Ontology annotation, molecular function: cullin family protein binding. The transcript has a single exon. Gene Ontology annotation, cellular component: cytoplasm; nucleus. The record is from RefSeq and is a predicted model, not a curated record. NCBI's taxonomy places the organism in Eukaryota, Viridiplantae, Streptophyta, Magnoliopsida, Fabales, Fabaceae. Bases 54 to 521 code for a protein of 155 amino acids.